UGUUACAUUAAUGUCAUGUGCUUUCUUUCAAAAUAAUCAAGUUGGGAUAUCUUAUUCUAUUUGAUUUUAUAUUUUCUUGUAUUAUUUGACGACUUUAUUUUUUUAUAUUUCACAAAUAUGGCUAAAAGUCUUCGUAGUAAAUGGCGUAGAAAGAUGAGAGCAAUCAAACGUAUUCGCUAUGGAGUUAAAGAAUUGGAUCGCUUGAAGAAUAUGUUAGUUAAAGCUGGCGAAAUAGAAAUAAAAGAAGAUGGAGUAAUAGAACAUGUUUGUUUAGUUAAAGCCCAAAAAGAUGAAGAAGAAAAAAUGCAAAUUGAUAGAGAAAACAAAGCUGAAAAUAAAGAUGAAUCAAACAAAAAGCCAAAAGUACAACACCCCACAUGGCUAAGAAAAAAAGAAUACAAAAAAUAUUUAAAAAGUUAUAAAAAACAAAAAAUGCUUAAUGCUAAACGUUUAAAAACGGCAAAUAAAAAAUGAUUUUUUCUGAAUAAAA
This is a messenger RNA of Daktulosphaira vitifoliae (grape phylloxera), 490 nucleotides long. RefSeq names its product protein LLP homolog. Gene Ontology annotation, biological process: dendrite extension. Lineage: Eukaryota; Metazoa; Arthropoda; Insecta; Hemiptera; Phylloxeridae. The transcript is spliced from 2 exons. Gene Ontology annotation, cellular component: nucleolus. The record is from RefSeq and is a predicted model, not a curated record. Bases 118 to 474 code for a protein of 118 amino acids. Gene Ontology annotation, molecular function: RNA binding.